AAAAGCAGAAGGAAGAAGAGGUUCGUGUCCAGCCCCCGCUACGUGGAGACCAUGCUGGUAGCCGACCAGUCCAUGGCCGAGUUCCACGGCAGCGGGCUGAAGCACUACCUCCUGACGCUGCUCUCCGUGGCGGCCAAGCUGUACAAGCACCCCAGCAUCCGCAACUCCAUCAGCCUCGUGGUGGUGAAAAUCAUGGUCAUUUACGAGGAGCGGAAGGGACCCGAUAUCUCCUCCAACGCGGCCCUGACUUUAAGAAACUUCUGCAGCUGGCAGAAGCAGCACAACCCGCCCAGUGACCGGCACGCGGAGCACUAUGACACGGCGAUCCUCUUCACCAGGCAGGACCUCUGCGGUGCCAAGACAUGUGAUACUCUUGGGAUGGCCGAUGUGGGAACAGUUUGUGAUCUAAACCGCAGUUGCUCUAUCAUAGAAGACGAUGGUUUGCAGGCUGCCUUCACAACAGCCCACGAACUAGGCCACGUGUUUAACAUGCCUCAUGACGAUGCAAAGCAGUGUGCUGGUAUUAAUGGAAUAAGCCGGGAUUUCCACAUGAUGGCAUCUAUGCUUUCCAACCUGGAUCGCAGCCAGCCUUGGUCUCCCUGCAGUGCCUACAUGAUUACAACAUUUUUGGAUAAUGGUCAUGGUGAGUGUUUGUUGGACAAGCCCCACAAACCAAUCCAGCUUCCUUCUGACUUGCCUGGCACCUUGUACGAUGCCAACAGACAGUGCCAGUUUACGUUUGGAGAUGAGUCCAAGCACUGCCCCGAUGCAGCCAGUACAUGUACAACGCUGUGGUGUACUGGCACUUCGGGAGGACUGCUCGUCUGCCAAACCAAACACUUCCCUUGGGCAGAUGGCACCAGUUGUGGGGAAGGGAAGUGGUGCAUGAAUGGCAAGUGUGUGAAUAAAACCGAGAAGAAGCAUUAUGAUACGCCAGUGCAUGGGAGCUGGGGGUCCUGGGGGGCGUGGGGAGAGUGCUCCCGGACCUGCGGCGGCGGAGUGCAGUACUCCUUCAGGGAGUGCGACAACCCUGUCCCGAGGAACGGGGGGAAGUACUGUGAAGGGAAGCGGGUGCAGUACAGAUCGUGUAACAUCGAGGACUGUCCGGACAAUGAUGGCAAAACCUUUAGGGAGGAACAAUGCGAAAAGCACAACGAGUUUUCCAAGUCUCCUUUUGGAAGCGGACCUGCAGUGGAGUGGACGCCCAAGUUUGCCGGCGUCUCUCCAAAAGAUAGGUGCAAGCUGGUCUGCCGAGCAAAAGGAACAGGAUACUUCUUUGUUUUACAGCCAAAGGUUGUGGAUGGUACCCCGUGUAGCCCCGAUUCCACCUCUGUCUGCGUCCAGGGACAGUGCGUGAAGGCCGGCUGCGACCGUAUGAUAGGAUCCAAUAAGAAGUUUGACAAAUGCGGUAUCUGUGGUGGCAAUGGAUCCACUUGCAAGAAAGUGUCUGGCACACUUGUUAGAGCAAAACCCGGCUACCACGACGUCGUCACCAUUCCAGCCGGGGCGACGAACAUCGAGGUGAAACAGCGAAACCACCGGGGCGCAAGACAUGACGGCAGCUUCCUCGCCAUCAAAGCCGCAGAUGGCACCUACGUCCUCAACGGCGAUUACACCCUGUCGACGCUGGAGCAGGACAUCACCUACAAGGGCAGCGUGCUGAGGUACAGCGGCUCCUCCGCUGCCCUGGAGAGGAUCCGCAGUUUCAGCCCUCUGAAGGAGCCUCUGACCAUCCAGGUCCUCACGGUGGGGGCCCUGCCGCAGCCCAAGAUCAAGUUCACCUAUUUUGUGAAGAAGACCGCGCAGCCUGGGUCAGAGAAGGCGCCCAGUAGAAAGAAGGAGUCCUUCAAUGCCAUCAGGGAGAUCAUCUCCUCUGAGUGGGUCAUCGAGGAGUGGGGCGAGUGCUCCAAGUCAUGCGGCUCGGGCUGGCAGAGGCGGGCGGUGGAGUGCCGGGACCCCCGGGGGCGGCCGGCCACCGACUGCGCACGGGAGCUGAAGCCCAGUGACGUCCGUCCCUGCGCCGACGUGCCCUGCCCGCAGUGGCAGCUGGGGGGCUGGUCGCCCUGCUCUAAGACGUGUGGGAAAGGUUUCAAGAAGAGAUUGUUGAAAUGUAUUUCUUACGACGGCAGCGUUCUGCCGCAAGAAAGCUGUGAGCCUUCCAAGAAACCGAAACACCUAAUAGACUUCUGCAACGUUACAGACUGCAGUUAA
Molecule: messenger RNA, 2211 nt
Organism: Phaethon lepturus (White-tailed tropicbird)
Lineage: Eukaryota; Metazoa; Chordata; Aves; Phaethontiformes; Phaethontidae
Gene: ADAMTS1
Product: ADAM metallopeptidase with thrombospondin type 1 motif, 1
Exons: 8
Biological process (GO): proteolysis; extracellular matrix organization
Cellular component (GO): extracellular matrix
Molecular function (GO): zinc ion binding; metalloendopeptidase activity
Source: RefSeq, a predicted model, not a curated record